This is a messenger RNA of Cylicocyclus nassatus, 1381 nucleotides long. NCBI's taxonomy places the organism in Eukaryota, Metazoa, Nematoda, Chromadorea, Rhabditida, Strongylidae. The record is from the annotation of a GenBank genome assembly.
AUGAUUGUUGGAUCUACUGCGAAACAAGUUGUUGUUCAAGCAAAGGCAAGCAAAGUCGGAGCUGCAGUGAAACGGAAGGUAAACGCUGCUGUGUAUGGAUGUGGCCUUUCUGCCUCGGGAGCACUGGCUAUACCCCGUCUUGUUGUGAAUGAUAAGAUUGUUACUGCAAAAGAAGCACAUAAACCACUGCGUAUUAGCCAUUUCAAUGUGAAAGGAAUAAGACAUGUAGCAGCUGGCUUUGGAUUCUCUUUGUUCGCCUCGAAGGACAGACUCUAUGAAUCAUCCCGAUUUAGAUUUCAAAUCACUAGUCAUAUUCAAAUGGAGGGCAAAAAGGGACAAGAGUACUACAUCAGCGCAAAACGGAUUCAGCUCCCUGUUCCAACUAGCGUACUUUCAAUUUCUUCUGGACGUGCACAUUCCUUGGUAGCUACCACAUCUGGAGUAUACGCUUUUGGAGAUAAUGCUCAUGGACAGUGUGGUCAAGAUCCAAAGCAUCGACGCGAAGUUCACGGGGUGAAGGACUUACCGCUUCCAAAAGUAGAAAUACCUAGUGAUUCUCCUGUUGCCGCUGUGCAUUGUGCACUGGACAGUUCAUUCAUUUUGACGGAGAAAGGUGAAGUAUUUGCGUUUGGUUUGAAUGAGGAUGGGCAAUGUGCGAAUGGAGAAUAUGGGAUCCAAUGGAAACCUUGUAAGGUAUUAGGUGACGCAGCGGAUGAGCGGAUUAUAGCAAUCUCAGGCAGCUCGGACACCCUAUUAGCUUUAUCGGAGAAAGGUGAACUUUUCAUCUGGGGACAGUGCGAAUAUGGGCAGGCUGGAGUGGGAAAUGAUAAGAUUCAGUUGAAUAUCUCCCGAUUUGUCCCAUUUUCAUCUGGUAAGAUAGUGUCAGCUGGUUCUACAGCAAGUUCAUGCAUCAUCAAUACCGAUAAAGGAGAAGUUUAUGCUUGGGGAGUUGGAUUGCUUGGUUUCGGGCCUGCUACUCAGAAGCUAGAUCGACCAACUUUGAUGGACCAACCCCUUUUUGAGAAUCAAAAGGUUGUCAAAGUCUACGCGGGGAAUACUUCACUUGCAGCAGUCAACUCCUCUGGACGGUUGUUUACGUGGGGACAAAAUAGAUAUGGACUACUGGGAUUAGAGCAUGGGAAAGAUCAGUACUUCCCAUAUCAAGUUUUCUUCCCCUACGAUGUCAAACACGUCUCCCUUGGACCCGAUCACUCUUUGUUUCUACUUAAGUGAAUGAAUAAUAAUUUGAACAAAGGCAGAUUACGAUUUUCAUCUAGUCUUGCAUUCGAAUCUCAUUUUAAUUCUGGUAAUUUGUUAGAAGAGCAUCGUUGUGCCUAUCAGGUGCUUUAAUUCAUGUUUGUAAGAUUUAUGGCUUUGUUAA